AUGUCGAGCGGGGGUGAAACGGACGCCCUGUCGCGACGGCUGCGCGAGGCGGAACGGGCGCGUGCGGACGCCGAGCGCGCACACGCGGACGCACUCGCACAACUGCGGAACGCACAGCGAUCGCCGCACGACUCGCAUAACGUCGAACAGCUACAGUCACGAGUACGUGAGUUGGAGAAGAAGGCUGCAUUGGAAACAGUUCGUUGUGAAGAGCUACAGCUAGAAUUGUCAUCGGCGAUGCGCGCCCGUGGCACCUCAACAACUGCGACCUGGACGACGUCAGUUGCUCAGCCCGCCUCUGAGAUAGAACGGAUCAUGGCAAAGAUAGAACAAGACAACCGAAUUCUAGCUGAGCUGGAACAUUCUAGGUCCACUACACAUGGAAUUCAACAAAGUGGAUCUAAUCAGGCGCUGGGAGAAUUUCAUUCACCAACGCCGUCGCCUUUGCCUCAUUCGUAUACUAGCGUGACAGGCCAUGUAGCCCUGUGUCAGAGCAACACUAUGCCUACUCUCUCUUCACUCCACGCCACCUCACAGUUCACUGCCCCUAGUUCCAACUCUGUAGCUUACUCGAUGAGUGCACACAAUCCUUCCUACUCAAACCCUGUACCUGCUUCCUUUGGUUUGUCUAAUUCUCAUCAAGUCACGUUUACAAACCCCGUUACUGCUCCCCUCGUAAACAAUAUCAGUCAAAUUUCCAGUACUCUGGCUGGGCUACAGUCAAAUCUUCAAAAUAUCACGGGAAAUGUAUCCGCUAUGAGUUUGGGAGCCACCUUAGUCGGUCCAUCUAUCACUGGAACCAUGGCCGGAACGGGACUUUCUAGUUGUUUAAAUAACCCACCAACUAGUUUAUCUGGAGGACUAACAAGUACCCUUGCUGGCAUUCAAAGCCAUAUACCCGGUGCUCUAGGAAAUACCUUAUCUAAUUUAACGGGAGGAACACAAAUUGGAGGUCUUAAUACGAGUUUAACAGGAUCAAAUGCUUAUGGAACUGGCGCUGGAACCUAUACGAACCCUCUUUUAUCAAGUGGCUUGGGAACAAAUACGAUGAAUAUUAAACUUAAACCCAUCGAUGAAAUUGACCUCGGCUUAAGCAGAUAUGGAGCAAGCAAUAACCCUAUAGUUAGAGCUGCAACUCCUGUAACGCCACAUCAACCUACUUGGAACUUAGGAUUAGAUAGCCAAUUUGGAACUGAUAGAAUAGGAAAUUUAGAUACAUUUCUUCAUGACCGAGGUCCGAGAGCUAUAAGACUUUUACCAAAUAAUAUUUUGGACGUAGAUGUACGAAAUACCCAUUAUAUGAAUGGCGGUGCACCAACUGAGCCACAAGUUGACAUGUUGGAUAUACCAGGAAAAGGUCGUUGUUGCGUUUACAUCGCCAGGUUUUCCUAUGAACCACCAGAUGUCGAAAAUACUGAGGGAGAAUUGUCUAUAUGCGCUGGUGAUUAUUUGCUAGUAUGGGGUCCACCCGACCCAAAUGCAACAAUGCUUGAUGCUGAAUUGCUAGACGGAAGACGUGGUCUUGUACCUGCCAAUUUCGUUCAACGCCUAGUUGGAGAUGAUCUUUUAGAGUUUCAUCAGGCCGUCGUAGCUACUUUACGUGAUGCUGAUGAAACUGCAACCACAGCUAUAAGUGAUUUAUCCCUUAGUAGAGAUGUGGCACGCCUUAGUGAAAUGGCAGACAUUAGUGAAGGGCCUGAAGAUGAUGAUAAUGCCGAGCUGUUUUUCUCGUCGCUAGUGCCUGCACCGCGCCAGCUCACCCUCGAGAGACAGCUCAACAAAUCGGUGCUGAUCGGUUGGACGGCGCCAGAAGGGGUUCAACAAGCAAACAUUGAAAGUUACCAUGUUUACGUCGAUGGCGUCUUGAAAACUACGGUCAAAGCGACGGAACGCACACGUGCUUUGGUUGAAGGCGUAGACGCUAAUCGACCACAUCGAAUUAGCGUCCGUUCAGUAACAGCUACAAGGCGUACCUCAAGAGAUGCUGCGUGCACUAUGGUAAUAGGAAGAGACACCGGCAAUAUGGGACCUACCUGUGUGAGAGCUAGUGGAGUUACCUGUUCUCAAGCUGUAAUAUCAUGGCUACCAGCGAAUUCUAACCAUCAACACGUUGUCUGUGUCAAUAAUGUUGAAGUUCGAACUGUAAAACCAGGUGUUUAUCGGCAUACAAUAACCGGCCUGUCGCCAAGCACACAAUAUCGAGUGACAGUUAGAGCUAAGCACUUACGGGCGGGUCCUCCUGGAGUCCCGAUUGAAGAGGCUCCUGGCGCUUAUACAGACUUCAGAACCUUACCUAAAGGCCUACCAGAUCCACCUAAUGAAAUAAUGGUGGAAGCUGGACCUCAGGACGGCACACUGCUUGUGACGUGGCAGCCGGUGCUUCGGCCUCCAGCUUCUGGGCCUGUCACUGGGUACGCAGUGUAUGCCGACGGGAAGAAGGUGACCGAUGUUGAUUCUCCGACGGGUGAUCAUGCUCUCAUCGACAUUGGCAAAUUGAUCGGCCUCAAUCCAAAAUGUGUCACUGUGCGAACCAAAUCGCGGGACAGCCAGUCGAGUGACAGUGCACCAACUCCUAUACCACCUGCUGUACUUAGAGGGGUCGCUUCGAGAGUCCCUCGUGGACCUGGUCCCGCUAUGAAUCAGCCACCAGCCGGUUAUCGAGGCCAACGCCCACAGCCUUAUCAACAACAUCAACAAGUCAUAGAACACGAUGAGAACCUAUCGGAUAAGGAAAUAUUUCCAACGGGCAAUCGACAUGACCCACAAACGACUCAGCCCACGAGCGGAUUCGGCACAGGUCUCCUAAAGAGUAUAUUCGACAAAAUAACCCCUUCGCAAUCGGGGAUACCGGCCAUCGAAAUCACUAAAGAGGGAGCAGUGGAGGCCACUGGCGAGGAUGAGGAGGCGUCGCGUCGCCGCCCGCAGCAGCAGCCGUCCCAACCUGCACAAGCGUCGCAGCAGCCUUCGGGUCAGCAGUACCCGAAUACACAAGCCUACCAUGGCACGCAGCAACCCCCCUAUCCACAGGGCGGCCAGUUUCAAAGUAACCAGCCUAAUCAAUACACCGGUCAGCAACAGCAGUAUCAGAACCCUCCGCCUAGAAAUCACCAUGAAAGAGGACGUCCACCUAAUCCUCAUCAGCAAGCUCAACAAAUGUCACAAGGUCCUAAUCAACAAUAUGGUCCACGACCUGGGCCACCAAUAGGUCCUAGAGGCCCACCGCCAGGCCAGCGUCAACAGCAGGGGCAUCCACAGUCUAAAAGAUGUCGAUAUUUCGUAGCGUUGUUUGACUAUGAUCCAGCAACAAUGAGUCCUAAUCCAGAGAGUUGUGAUGAAGAACUACCUUUCAGCGAUGGAGACACAAUUAAGGUUUGGGGAGACAAAGACGCUGAUGGUUUCUAUUGGGGAGAAUGCCGCGGUCGGCGUGGUUAUGUCCCUCAUAAUAUGGUUGUGGAAGUGUCAGAACAAGACGCUACUGGGCAAGUUGCCGCAAAGCCUCGGGAUAGAUGGACAGAUGCAUAUGCCAAUCAACCCGUCCGAAGAAUGGUGGCUCUUUAUGACUACGACCCUCAGGAGCUUAGCCCAAACGUCGAUGCUGACGCGGAAUUAAGCUUUCAAACGGGUCAAAUUAUUCUCGUUUAUGGUGAUAUGGACGACGAUGGAUUCUAUAUGGCAGAAAUAGAUGGUAUGAGAGGUUUGGUGCCCAGUAAUUUCCUUACGGAAGCCAAUGACCAGUUUGGAGCAGCGGGACAAGCCGGUCAAGGUGUUGGAGCGGUUGGUGGUAGAACAGCCAUCGCAGGAACAAGUGUUUCAGGGGGAGGACCAGGACGCGGGCGGGGCGUUCCGACCGGUCCUGGAGCUCGAGGACCUCCCCCUCCACCACGAGAUAAUGUCGCCCCUGCACCCAGAAACCAUCACCGGAAAACAGAUGCCUGCCCUCUUCCCCCUUCUCAGUUAGACCACAACACAUGCGCCAGUAAUCCAGAACAGGCGAAUUCUCAGCAGCAGCAGCAGCAGAGGGGGAGAGGCGCGGUGAGCGCUCCGCAAGCGAGCACGAUCGCGCGCACGAGCGCUGGUAAUGUGAGCACGCCGACCGCGCAGUCCCCGGGCUCCGCGGGCGCGCUCACGGCCAUGCCGCCCAUAGGAACCACCACGGCCGUUAGCACAUCGCCCGCGCGCCGCGGCGGGCCCGCCGUCGUACCGGCCCCCACCGCGCAACCUAUUUCACAAGCUCAACCGCCAACUUCGCAACCUAACCUCAUGCAAAAGUUUUCCGAGAUGACGGCGCCCGGUGGUGAUAUCCUGAGCAAGGGCAAGGAGCUCAUCUUCAUGAAGUUCGGUCUCGGCGGUAAAUAA
Molecule: messenger RNA, 4356 nt
Organism: Melitaea cinxia (Glanville fritillary)
Lineage: Eukaryota; Metazoa; Arthropoda; Insecta; Lepidoptera; Nymphalidae
Gene: Rbp
Product: RIMS-binding protein 2
Exons: 20
Coding region: 1-4356 (1451 amino acids)
Biological process (GO): neuromuscular synaptic transmission
Molecular function (GO): protein binding
Source: RefSeq, a predicted model, not a curated record